GUUCAUUUGCACUGGCUCAGCCCACACUGGCAUCGAUGAAGCGGUUCAGAAACCCACAGUACUGUACGCUCGCUUGGCUCGCAACGGUGGCCCCGUACUACGGCGUAGCAGAGUACUCGAUCAGCUCUGUCGGCCAUGAUACGAAGCAUAGGUUCAGUCGCAAAGCAAACCGCUCAGCUUGGCAAACGGUUUACCGAGACCCUUCAGUGUUGUAUCAGUCAUAAGAACCUAGAUGAUCUCUCUGGAGACUUUCGUCAUAGCCUGCUGCCACAUCCCGCCACUCAACCUCAGUUGGGUGAACUUCGCGCCGCGAUCCUGCAAGCGGACCAUGAGUUCUCAUCGGACGAUCCACGUAGGAUGCACGCCUAUCAGGAUAUUGUUGACGUAAUUCUUAGCAGCCCAUCACUCGCGCGGGACACCGAAGUCCUUGACGAUACGAUUGCUGCCCUAGCCCUGCUUGUCGAACGCCUGCCAGUGCCGGACUCCGACCAUCCCACCGCAUCGGCCUUGUAUUAUCAAUACGGUGGCGCGUUGAUGGCUGCGCAACUUAGCGGAUGCUUUGGACGAACGUUCGUCCGUGAUGGUAGUUCAAGGGAUCUGGACGGUACAAUUGCUGCGUAUCGCAACUGCCUUAUACUCAAUCCCAAAGAGCCCUCAAUAACAGCCGAUCUAUAUGGCGCACUGGGUGACAGCCUCGAGGGCCGCUUUGACUACCAAGGCCGCAAGGACGACCUUGAAGACGCGAUUGCGAGCUAUCGCCAUGCUAUCAAAAUUCUUCCGAUAACGACACGACGAAACCCAAGCGGCUCAUGCGCCUUGCGAACCUACUGCGUCGUCGCUCUGAAGUCCCAGGCAGCUCAGGAACCAGCGACGCCACCCUUGACCAAGUUCGGGUACGCCUACCGUGCGGUAGAGCUACUGGAGUUGUACCCCUUCCUCGAGGGAUGCUUCCCGUUGUUGCGCGCGUACGAGUGCAUCAUUGAAGCUUAUCCUCAAGCCCGGAUUGCGUCGCUCGGGAAAAACAUCAUCGAACGCCUGCGUGCGCUCUCCCUUCUUCCCUUCCCCGCAAAGGGAGCUGCGGCCGCGGCUAUUGCGUCCGGUCAACUCGCUCUCGCAGUGGAGUGGCUCGAGGAAGGUCGGAACGUUGUCUGGGGACAAAUCUUUCGAUUGCGACACGUCGCGGGCGAGCUGAGUGAGCAGCAUCCCGAUAUCGCAGACAGGCUCGCUGCGCUGUCGCGCCAGCUGGAGAGUGUUUCCAUGGAGUACUCAGGCAGCAUCUCAUUCUUUGACACAUCGGACCACUCUGGUCUGCCCCGUCCGGUAUUGAGUGUAUUACAAGGCGCGCUACAACCCGUCCAUGCUCAAGAUCUCUUGCACAUUACUUGGUGCCUCACGGGCCCGCUGUCGUUCCUCCCUCUGCAUGCAGCAGGCAUCUACAACGAGGGAGCUGCGCAAGUCACACUCAUGGACUUCGCGGUAUCGUCGUAUACCCCAUCGAUCGAGGUUCUGCUGCGUUCCAAGGGCCGCUCCCCAUCGACAGAACAUAGGCAGCAGCGCGUCUUGGCCAUAGCACAGCCAUACGCAUUGCCCAACGCACCGAUCCCAAGCACACUACAAGAGGUUCGUCUCGUCAGAGCCCACUUUCCUGACGGCGUCACACUCGAGAACGAGAAUGGGACCGUGGACGCUGUUCUCGCCGCAAUGGUCCAUCAUAGCUGGGUGCACCUCGCCUGCCACGGCAUGCAGGACUCUGUAGAUCCGACGCAGAGCUCGUUCGCGCUUCACGACCAUGUGUCGCUGAAACUCUCCCAGCUCAUGUCGCUUUCUCUGGAGAACGCGGAGCUUGCGUUCCUCUCGGCAUGCCAGACCGCGACAGGCAAUGCGACCGUGCCAGAUGAGGCCGUUCAUCUCGCGGCUGGGAUGCUUACCGCCGGGUUCAGGAGCGUGGUAGGAACAAUGUAG
Fomitopsis serialis is the source of this 1962-nucleotide messenger RNA. RefSeq names its product CHAT domain-containing protein. The transcript is spliced from 8 exons. Lineage: Eukaryota; Fungi; Basidiomycota; Agaricomycetes; Polyporales; Fomitopsidaceae. The record is from RefSeq and is a predicted model, not a curated record. The coding region runs from base 136 to 1962 and encodes 608 amino acids.